UUGCAGUCUGUUUGAGUAUUUAGAUAGUUACAUCAGCGUACUGUUUUCAAAUUAGGCGGUGAUUUAUAUUACCAAGCAACGUGAUCGCUUUAGCUAGCUCAUUAGCUAUAAAGCAACUCAGUUAGUUAGCUAGUUUUGGAAAACAUCUGUCAUUUAGUUAGCUUGCUGCAGCCGAUUACGUUUAUCAGUGUUUUAAACAUAAAGUGAAGCUAAUUAUCAACCGUUUUGGGGAGGUAGCUAUGGUUUAAAUGGGUACUAUAUUAGCUAAAUAAGUAGCAAGCUUGAUAGAACACCCUAACCUACACAGGUUUCGGUAGUUUGGUUUGCUGUAGGUAGCUACGACACCUAUAUCUGAGAUAGCUAUUUGUCCUUUUAUAGCUAGUCCCCAAUUUGUUAGCAGUGUAACUCGAGAGUUUGACAUCUCCAAGAAAACAUCAAGAGUCGCCGCUUAGCUAGCUGAAAUUAGUGUUAGCUAGCUAGUAGCUGAGCUAACUAUACGAAAAUCAACAACCGUUGCUAUCUAACCUAUAAGUCUAACAAAAGCUAACUGGCUGGCUAGCUGACUUACAGUGGCGCCCGUGCUUAAACUUUGUAUGUCGUUUUUGAUUUGUUAGCUCGCUCGGUCGGUGGCCAUUUUUACUAAUUCUUAGCAGCCUACACAGCUAGCUAACCAUAUUCUUGCUAGCUAGCAAAUGUUGGCCAAUGUUAACUUACAUAAUGUUAGCUAGCUAAGCUAACUAGCUGCUUGAAUAACUGGCAUUAGUUUGAAACGUUAGCUAGCUAAUUGGUUUUGAAAGACUCUGUUAACCAGUCUUCCUGAAUUUGGUUUCAUCUUAGCUAGCUAGCCUAAAAGAAGUUAGCUAACGUCCUUUAGGCGAUGACUGAAAACAGUCGAAGUGGAAUAUUUUACUCCUCAUAAAUAGGUGCCCCUGCUGGUGUGGACUAAGGAAGGAUGCAGACUAUAAAGUGUGUUGUGGUUGGUGAUGGGGCAGUGGGGAAAACAUGUCUUCUAAUCUCGUACACCACCAAUGCCUUUCCCGAGGAAUACAUCCCUACUGUGUUCGAUAACUACAGUGCUCAGAUGAGCGUGGAUGGCCGUACAGUGAGCCUCAACCUCUGGGAUACAGCAGGGCAGGAGGAGUACGACCGGCUGCGCACGCUCUCCUACCCACAGACCAACGUUUUCAUCAUCUGUUUCUCCAUUGGCAGCCCCUCCUCAUACGCCAACGUUCGGCACAAGUGGCACCCUGAGGUCUCACACCAUUGCCCGAGCGUACCCAUCCUCCUCGUGGGCACCAAGCGGGACCUGCGUAAUGAUGCUGAUACCGUGAAAAAGCUGAAGGAGCAGAGCCUGGCCCCCACCACUCAGCAGCAGGGCAGUGCUCUGGCCAAACAGAUUAAUGCCUUUAAAUAUUUGGAGUGCUCUGCACUUCUCCAGGAGGGUGUUCGAGAAGUGUUCGCAGAGGCUGUACGUGCCGUGCUCUACCCAGUCACCAAAAAGAAUUCCAAGAAAUGUGUGCUUUUGUAGUCUGCCUCAUUGCACCAAUGGAUUGCAUCAUUUCCAUCAGGAAAUGGACUCGCAGCAAUCUGUGGACAGCCGCAAAUGGGAUGAUCCUGGUAUUGAUAUCCAUCUCCUGUCUUCGCUUUUGAGGUAUUGUUUUUGACCCUCCCGGUUCAUUUUCUGCAGUCACCAAAGUAUGUGCUCUUCGCUAUAACUGAAGCAUUUGCUCCUGUUGACUUUUAAACCACUCUCCCUUCUGGCCUCUUUUCUCUUCCUGGAAUGUGGUUGUCCAGAUCGCUUGCACUUACCUCAGUGACUUGUUAUAAAUGGAAUGCGAUAACAUGGAAAUAUUUUGAUAAUGAAAAUUAAAAGCAAUACAUAAGACCAUGGCAAAGGUUCUGACCUGUGUGGGCCUGGUAGUAUAGCUUGCCGGUGGCCUGAACUGGCAUUCUUUAUUUGAGCAGUCUCUGUAGACAAACCUGGACACCUUUCUUCUGCUUUAUAUAUAAAACUUCAUCUACAUUCAUAUCAGUCCUUUUUGUGCCUAAAAAUCCAACUCCAAUUCUGUCAUGAUACUAAAGGAAUGUUGCGAUGACAUGUGAUUGCUCUUGAUUACCUCGGUUCAAUUUGCAGUAAGAUCUUAAAUUCGUUUACCCUUUCCUUUCCUGAGAAUGAUACAAACCUCUGUAAAACCUCUUUUGAUCUUUACUGUUAUCAAUGGAACACCCAAAUAAUAUUGUCUCCGUCAAGUUUUUAUUUCUGUAAAAUGGGGUGUUAGUGUGACAUGGUGAUAUCUUGAGUCAGUUGCCUUAUACAAAAGGUCAUGUCAAGUUUGGAUUAAACAAAAGGCUGCAACCUUAUAUCUGAGAGUGCAUAUCAGUAGCUACAUGAUGCUGCUAAACCGCUAAAACAAUGGCAGUACUGCUAUCAGAUCCAUGAAAGAUAUUGGGUCAUCUUUCCUUGCCAUCUAUCUGAAUUUAUGCAUAGAACUUACCCUUGAAGAUCUUCCAAAUGCCUUACUGGCACUCUUACACAUAGUGUUGCCUUACAAGUUGAAUUCUAAGUGCCUGUCCUAUUUUCUAGUUAGUCUGUAAUAGAGCCUGUUCCUGAAGUUCUUAUUUGUUAUUUUGUAAAUGCCCGAAGCUUCACAGUUGCAUUCAUUCAUCCUGCCUGCAGUGUGCUCUCUAAGCAUGAGUGAGUACAUCUGAGUAAUGGCCACAUUGCUGUAACAGAUGAGCUAAGCCAUGAAAGUAAAUGGAGCAUUUUUUGUUUGUGCCUGGAGAUGGAGCACCAGGCAUGUGUGGCUAAC
Molecule: messenger RNA, 2810 nt
Organism: Electrophorus electricus (electric eel)
Lineage: Eukaryota; Metazoa; Chordata; Actinopteri; Gymnotiformes; Gymnotidae
Gene: rhogd
Product: ras homolog gene family, member Gd
Biological process (GO): small GTPase-mediated signal transduction
Molecular function (GO): GTP binding; GTPase activity
Source: RefSeq, a predicted model, not a curated record